Nicotiana tabacum (common tobacco) is the source of this 864-nucleotide messenger RNA. RefSeq lists its product as uncharacterized. NCBI's taxonomy places the organism in Eukaryota, Viridiplantae, Streptophyta, Magnoliopsida, Solanales, Solanaceae. The record is from RefSeq and is a predicted model, not a curated record. Gene Ontology annotation, cellular component: U2-type spliceosomal complex; post-mRNA release spliceosomal complex.
AUGUUGUGUCUUACGCUUUUUCCAUACCUUUCACUUGCCCGUGGUUUCCUUUGGCAGAAUUGGCGAGCGUUCUCCAUACUCAGCUUUAACUUCUCACAUAGCAGUAUAUAUUCAUUCUCUCACAUAGUAGUAUAUAUUCAUUCUCUCAAUGUCGACGGAGGAGGAAAACGCCAUAGAGGCGGCAGCAGCUGCCCGAAGGGAGAGGCUCAGAGCCCUCAGAGCCGCUCAGGAACUUCUCGAAACCCCCGACGAUGCUGCUGAUAAUAACAACACUAACGAAGACGAUGAUGAAAAUGAUGUCCAAAUGAAGUUCCGAAAUUACCUGCCACAUGAUAAGCAGCUUCAAGAAGGCAAAGUGGCUCCGCCAGUACUCCCAAAGUUUGAGGACCCUAUUGCUACCCUACCUCCCGUCGAAGAGAAGAAAGAGGAUCCAUUUCUGAAUAUUGCUCCCAAAAAGCCAAAUUGGGACCUGCGACGGGAUGUGCAGAAGAAACUCGACAAGCUUGAGAAACGCACCAUGAAGGCACUCUCUCAACUUAUGGAGGAAGAAGAAAAGAAGAGGAAAAUGGCUGAAGAGGAUGCAGGAAAUGGUGGAGAUGAUAUGGAUGUGCUGGUCCAGUAAUUCGAAACAUCGACAGAGCGAGAAAUGUGGCAUUUUAGUGAUGGAUAAGGCUGUAUGAGUAUUAUCCUUUGUUGCAUAUAAGUAUUUUCCGGUUCUAGCACUAGGCAAAGCAUGUAUGCUUAUGUGAACUCUGAAAUAUUAGUCAGUGUUGUAAAGAUAAUGAAGACAGAUCUAUAGUUGCCUUCUUGUUUCGGUAGUAAGAUUUGUUCCAAGUAAAUGAGCAAUCUGCCAAGGUACCCCAG